AUGAUUAUAGCUGUGGAUCAAAUGAACCCGAGAAGAGCUCCGAGCUGGCACUUCACACACAUGUUUCGUGCACAAAGGGUCUUUGCUAGCAGGGUCGAAGGGCGCUUCAAACCACGCCCAACAUGCCAGCUCCGCCAUCUAUGGACAACGGCGAACCGGCUAUCAAUGCCGGCAAAACUUCAAGGAUCGUUCAAGACUAAUGAAAGACCUAUUAAAACAACUCUUACCGAUUCGGCUACCUUCGAAGAAGACCAGCAAAUUCACGGCUUGAUCUCCUCUCUUCCUCUCGUUCGGUAUCUCCGCUCAACCAGCCACUCGUCCACGAUAGCUGCCGGGCAACCAAAAUACACGGAAUUCCACCUUCAUAGCAAGAUUCACCCGUCUGCCGUUUCUACGCAUUUAGUCGGUGGCUCUCUCCUUGGUCAGAACAAACUGCCCAUACGCCCGCAGCUUUUUGUGCGCGAUGGUCCGACUGUUCGCAUGAUAGCAACAUGCUACAUAGGCUCUCAAUUAUGUGGCCACCCGGGUUACGUUCACGGCGGCUUGCCCUUCGUGUUGUUCGACGACCUGUUCGCGCGAUGCGCAUCGAUGACGUUCAACAGUGGCGUGGGCAUGACUGCCAACAUGGACCUGCAAUUCCGUAAGCCGUCGAUUCCAGAUCGCGUAUACAUUGUUCGUGCCGAGGCGAUGAAGAGAGAAGGCCGCAAAGUAUGGUUGAGCGGCUCGAUGAGGUGCCUGGAUUCAUUUACAGCCGAGCAAAUGGCUGCGAAGCCGGCUGCCACUGGGGACGGCCUAUCAGUAGAAGAGGAACAGGGAAGCUUAGUUGUUGAGGCCAGCUCGCUGUUUGUGGAACCCAAAUUCGCAAUGGUACCACUCUUCCAAAACGAGUAG
This is a messenger RNA of Purpureocillium lilacinum, 891 nucleotides long. Lineage: Eukaryota; Fungi; Ascomycota; Sordariomycetes; Hypocreales; Ophiocordycipitaceae. The record is from RefSeq and is a predicted model, not a curated record.